AUGCACCGGAUUCGCUCGUGGGCAAAAGCUCACGCCUCCAACCGCGACGUCGCUGCCCCGCCUGCCGACAACGCUCGAAGAGAUCAGGACGAUGAAAAGGCCCCUGCCACGCAACGAAACACGGACCUGACACAAGAUAAUCCUGGAGCCAGCGCUGACCCCGGAGGAGCAAAAGGGACAGAGGGUAGCCCGAAUGCCCUCACGCGAACAAAAGACGGUAUCAUUCGCUGCUUUGUGAAGCACACCAAAGAUGCUGUCUGCUACAGCUGGGUCAAUGUGCUCCUUGUGUUCGUGCCGGUCGGCAUUGCUGCCGAGGCAGUCCAUCUGAGCCCGGCGGUCAUCUUCGCCAUGAACGCCGUCGCCAUCGUCCCCCUGGCUGGCCUGUUGAGCCAUGCCACCGAAAGCGUGGCCAGUCGGCUUGGAGAUACGGUUGGAGCUCUGCUCAAUGUGACGUUUGGCAAUGCGGUGGAGUUGAUCAUCUUUGUUGUGUUGACUGAUUUUGAACAGCAUAAUGAAAUCCGGAUCGUCCAAGCGUCGCUUCUCGGCUCGAUACUGGCGAACCUGUUGCUCAUAUUGGGGAUGGCAUUUCUGCUAGGAGGUCUCCGUUUCCAGGAACAGCACCGUCACCCAGAUGAGUGCAUGCCUUCUCAGUCUGAGUGUGACCAGUUUACUUCUGCCGGUAAGCCGUGUAACAUGAAAUAUCCUCGGCAAUUCACCAGCUCAUGGCUUCAACAGACCGCAUUCCAUGCCUCCUGGUCCAACAACGACACCGCAGAUAAAUACACGCUCAAAAUCAGUCGCGGCACCAGCGUGGUUCUCCUUCUUGUCUACGUGUUGUACAUCCUCUUUCAACUCAAGUCUCACGCCUAUCUUUAUGCCAGCAUACCCCAGCAAAUUGUCGACGAGGAAUCCCACCCUGGCAUCCUGGCUGACGUCAUGGGAGGGUCAAGUGGUUCUGACUCCAGCAGUUCUGGAGAUGAUACUGACGACUCGUCGACAUCGUGGACUACGGCAAAACGUCUCAAGAGGGCGAUCAACAAGCGAAGGCGACGGCGGUCAAGUACGAGCUCGGAAACCAGUUCAACUGAAUCGCCGGAUAGUGACAAGGGAAAGAGCGCUCUUCCCGCUAGUGAAGGCGGCGACGAAGCUGACCACGAUGCUGACAACAAGCCUCGAGCUCGAGAUUUUGGAAUGCAGCCCAGCGGUUCAACCAGCCCUCGGCCAUCUCGUAAGGCGAAUAGAAGCGUAAAGACGAAACGGCCUCAGACAGCAAGUGCAGUGAACGUUAUUGAGCAGCCUCCAAGCGCCAGUGCUCCCCAAAGUCCCGCAAAAAGAGACGAUCUACCGGAGGAGAGUGGCAAGAGAAAAUCUCCUCUCGCGCUCCGUCCUCUCAUCCCGUCCCUGCUAUCCAACACAGUCUUCUCUAGUCAAAACCCGCCUACCUCUUCUGGAGGCGCUGUGCCCAUGAGGCGAACCCAGUCUUUGCCGGCCCGCAUGACCCCAGGCCCUCGGGUUGGAAAUGCGGUUCAAUACGCGCGAACCGCUGCUCGUAUUCGCCCUACUAGUGCUGAUAACCGGGCGGUGCCCGAUACGCCUCCCGAGCCGGAGAUGUCCCGUACUGCGGCGGUGGUCAUGCUGCUGUUGUCUACGGGGCUUGUGGCUGUCUGUGCGGAAUUCCUGGUUGACAACAUUCCCGAAAUGAUCGCAAGUUCGGCCGUGAGCCAGGCGUUUAUCGGUCUGAUCGUCCUGCCCAUCGUGGGUAAUGCUGCCGAGCAUGUUACGGCAGUGACGAUGGCCACGAAGAAUAAAAUGGAUUUGGCGAUUGGAGUCAGUGUAGGAAGCAGUAUUCAAAUCGCGAUUUUCGUGACGCCCCUGGUGGUAAUAAUAGGAUGGUUCCUGAACAAAGACAUGACGCUGUAUUUCACGCUUUUCGAAACCGUUUCGCUCUUUGUCACGGCCUUUGUGGUCAACUAUCUUGUGUUGGACGGUCGGAGUAAUUAUCUGGAGGGGGCGUUACUGAUUGCAGCUUACACUAUCAUCGCUGUCGCAGCGUUUUUCUACCCCGACGGAACCGAUGCGAGUGAUUUGGGAGGCUCUGGAAUGGAAUAA
Molecule: messenger RNA, 2109 nt
Organism: Rasamsonia emersonii CBS 393.64
Lineage: Eukaryota; Fungi; Ascomycota; Eurotiomycetes; Eurotiales; Trichocomaceae
Product: Sodium/calcium transporter
Exons: 8
Coding region: 1-2109 (702 amino acids)
Biological process (GO): intracellular calcium ion homeostasis; calcium ion transmembrane transport
Cellular component (GO): fungal-type vacuole membrane
Molecular function (GO): calcium:proton antiporter activity
Source: RefSeq, a predicted model, not a curated record